AUGAGCCUGCCCGCAAACCAGAUCAAGGAGCCCGGCAAGCAGUCUCAGCCUGCAAAAUCGCUCAAGGAGCCCAGCCAGGAGCCUCUGCCGGUAAACCUAGUCAAGGAGCCCAGCCAGGAGUCCCGGAUCCUGUGCCCUGACCCAGCCAUUGUUGUGGAGCUGAAUGUAGGGGGGCAGUUCUACACCACCACCAUGGGCACCCUGAUGAAGCAUCCAGGCUCAAAGUUUUCAGAGAUACUGUCCAGGUCAGCUAGACACUACAAGGAUGCGCAGGGUCGCUUCUUCAUCGAUCGGCCCGGCACCUACUUUGGACUUCUCUUGGAUUACCUACGCACUGGGCAGGUACCCACAGAGUACGUUCCUGAGGUCUACCAAGAAGCUAAGUUCUACCAAAUCCACCUUUUGGUCAAGAUUUUGGAAGAUAUGCCACAGAUCUUCGGUGAGCAAGUGGCUCGAAAGCAGUUCCUGAUGGGGGUGCCAAACUACAGAGAAAACCUGGAGGUCCUGUUGCACCUGGCUCGGGCAGAGGCCGUGGCGAUGCGCUCGUCAAAGGUGGUGGUGUGUGUGGUGCGCACGGAGGAGGAUGAUGCGAAGUGUAUGGAGCCGCUGCACAUCUUGGAGGCCAAAAAGACACCGGUUGUCAAAUUCGGGCCCUGGAAGGCAGGCCCCGUGACUGAGGACUUUGUAUGCUGCCUGGAGAAGGACAUCAGAGCCAAGGGGUACAAGGUGGCCUCUCAGAGGUACCACCUCAGCAGGGAUCCCUACACUUGCUUCUGGAUCUUCGGCUUCACUUGGUGGUGAGCUCCAGGAGUGGGGAGUGUUUGUUAGAGCCUGUGGUGGGACUUGUGAAAUCAGUUGCCAUCAAAAUCCAUGUUCUAAAGCUGAGCCUGUAGUCCCAGAACUUGGAAGGCCGAGGAGACAAGAAGACUGCCCUGAGCUAGCUGGAGGCCAGUCUCCUUUAUAGACUGAAACCCUAUUGAAAUGGCCCAGGAGAAGUCAGGCUGCCCUGUUCCAUGCCUUCUUCCCUCUGGAACCACAUCCUACUUGACAAAGUAGGGUUUCUCCCAUCUUCUAAGAAAUAUAAAGCUUGUAAAAUGCUUAAC
Mus pahari (shrew mouse) is the source of this 1103-nucleotide messenger RNA. It is a transcript of the gene Kctd14, whose product is annotated as potassium channel tetramerization domain containing 14. The record is from RefSeq and is a predicted model, not a curated record. Gene Ontology annotation, molecular function: protein binding. Gene Ontology annotation, biological process: protein homooligomerization. The coding region runs from base 1 to 801 and encodes 266 amino acids. NCBI's taxonomy places the organism in Eukaryota, Metazoa, Chordata, Mammalia, Rodentia, Muridae. The transcript has 2 exons.